UGUGCCUCAAAUCCUCUUUUUCGUUUCCUCGUUUUGUUUUGUUUCUUCUUCCACUAAAAGCCUCUCUCUCUCUCUGACAGAGACUGGUGUAAAUAUCUCUGUGGUUAAAUUACCAGCAAUUUAUCUUUGAUUCUUUCAUCUUCAUCAUCCUGUUUCCCUCAGGUCUUUGGUGAAUAAUGAAAACAAAAGCCUUUAAGAUGUCACAUGACAGCCGCUUCAAUUCUUCUAUAUCAGCCUUUAUUUAUAACAAUCUGUUUUUUUAUUGACACUGUAUGAGAAACAGCUGUAAGUGAUGCAAUAUGUCAGGGUUUGAUUUUUUUAUUUUUUUGAAAAAAAAAACCGAGUCAUUUUAAAUUAUUUUGCCUCAUCCUGACAUUGAAACUUAAAAAAAAAAAAAAAGUCGACAUUUUCUGUGCCUUUUCACGAGGCGUCAGCAAAACUUUCCACAUCCCUCUCUCCAUCAUGACCUCCCUCUCUGUUUGGGUGAGAAAGGAUGACGCGCGUCCUGUACCGGUGAGGAUGUGUGCGCCUCACCGGUCGGGCAUGCGGCCUUGAGGGAUGCGGAUACCAUGGCAACAGGCCGAAUGGAACAGACCUCUAUAUAAGCACAUUUAUUUAUUUUAAUAUUUCAUUGACUUGGGCACCGCGUCUCAGCGGACGUGUGUGUGUGCGGCGGGCAGAGUCGGCUCUGGGGUGACGGAGCAGCAGCAGCGGCAGCGGCGGCAGCAGCAGCAGCAGCAGCCUCCUCCUCCUCCUCCUCCUUCCAGGCUCAACAAGUUGCUUCAUUUACAGCUCCCAUCUUUUUACGAUUCGUCGGAGCGCCGAUCUUUUUUAUUUUUUUUUUCUGUUAGAAACAAAUAGAAGUGAUUUGUGAGGCACUGAUGCCGCGACCGCGUGAAUCCCUGUGUCCUGGAGACAACAUGUCAUUGAAAGUCAUGGGAAGUGCGGACACAACACGGAGACAGUCUGAGGACUCGACCUCUGGACACCUGACCAAGUUGUUUCGGGCUUCAGUUUAGACGAAGACAAAAACCUCUGCCGCGGCCGCGGAGCCGCUUCAACAGCGACGUCUUUCCUUCAUCACGAGGAGCGUUUUCACGCCGUUCCGACCCCGGGAAUGAGAAUGAAAAUGAAAAUGAGAAUGAGGAGCCGCCGUGGACACGUUGACAGCGUGGGUUAGACGAGUGUCUCGGACUUGUUGUGCUCCGAUCUGAGGCGUGCGUGUCCCGGCUCUCAGGUUGACAGUGAUUUUGAUGAUGUCGGUUGUGCGUGUCAGGGUGAAUCAGUGAGCCCGGCAGCGUGAGCGCGUGUGUCUGUUGUCAUGUGCGUCCUUUCUGUCCAUUAGGACGCUCCGUGUCCGCGGACACAGGAUCAAAUGUCCUUGUCGUUCAGCCGCCGCCUGAAUCCGCUGCUUUGGAGCGAACACCUCAUCACUGAUGUAAUGAUAUGUGGAGGAAGUAGCAUCAACAUCUGUCCUCUGUAUCUGCUGCAAAGACACAACACACACGGACACUGAGCGGCCGGCGCCGCUGUCUCCGUCUGGACCGGGAAUCGGGUUCUAACGUGACCGGUGUCAGAGCGCUGAGGGCGGCUGUGGAAGGGAGAGGGAGAGGGAGAGGGAGAGGGAGGCCCGCGGGCAGAGAGCAGCCUCAAGGACGUGGAAGGAGGACUGUGACCGAGACAUCUGUGGGGAGGACAGAGCAGAGUAGCUGAGGACAGAGGUGGAAGUCAAGUCCAAACUGUUGAUGUCUCAGUCAGUGGCGGCUUAAAGGAUUUCAUGUCGACAUGGGGCCAUUUCCAAGGGCACAGAGAUAAAGGAGAAGAGAGGGCGGGGGGGGUGAGGGUGGUCUGCUCCAGCAGAAUGAGCCCAGACCACAGAGGACACUCGGACACACGCUGACACCCUCACUUAUAUAAUAUAACAGUUUGGCUGAAUUAACAGCAGUUUUCUCCAGGGAAGGAGUUACAAGUUGUAUGAGUCGGGAUGGACGGGGUGGCUGGAGGUGUGGCCACCCCUGGCAGUGCCCCUGGGUCUGGGGGUGACAGCCUGCCCAGGCGGAACGGAGGGGAGUCAAAGCGGCGCAGUAAGAGCAGCCUGCCCUCUCCUGGCUACAGGUUGUCACAGGCCUCGCUGGAAGGUGAGAAAGGCUCCUUCGGAGUGGACAGCUCUUCCACAGGUGGGCGUGGCCGACGUCUCUCCAUCAUGAGCUCCCCCACCUGCAGGGACGGCCUUCCCUUCCGCGUGGCGGGCACACCAACCACCCCGGUACCUCUGCCUCCUCCGCCCAUCUCCUCCUCCUCCGUGGCAGCCCAGCCUCCUCCUCCGCCGCGCUCUGUCGGCUUUGCCACCUCACGUGCCACUCUGGCGUCCACUUCCUCCACCGGCACCGGUGUUAUGGUGGUGGCCACCGGCGCAGAGACCACCACCACCACAGCCUGCAACACCACCGCAGCCGGGAGCCCCGAGAUGAUGGGUCAGUCUGGACUGGGUUUGUUCGGCUUUGGGCUGGAUGGAGAGGACUACAGCAACUCCAACCAGAGCACCUUCAUCCAGAGGCAGUUUGGGGCCAUGCUUCAGCCCGGGGUCAACAAGUUCAGCCUGCGGAUGUUUGGAUCCCACAAAGCUGUGGCUCUGGAGCAGGAGAGGCUGAAAUCAGCGGGGGCUUGGAUCAUACACCCCUACAGUGACUUCAGGUUCUACUGGGAUCUGCUGAUGCUGAUGCUGAUGGUGGGGAACCUGAUCAUCCUUCCUGUGGGCAUCACCUUCUUCAGAGAGGAGAACACUCCGUCCUGGAUCAUCUUCAACGUCGUCUCCGACACUCUGUUCAUGGUGGACCUGGUUCUGAACUUCAGGACCGGCAUCAUCAAGGAAGACAACACCGAGAUCCUGCUGGACCCCAGGGCCAUCCGUCUCAACUACCUAAAGAGCUGGUUCCUGGUAGACUUUGUGUCGUCCAUCCCGGUGGACUAUAUCUUCCUGAUGGUGGACAGCCUGGACUCGGAGGUCUACAGGACGGCCAGGGCUCUGCGCAUCGUCCGCUUCACCAAAAUCCUCAGCUUGCUGCGGCUGCUCCGUCUGUCCAGACUUAUUCGCUACAUCCACCAGUGGGAGGAGAUAUUUCACAUGACUUAUGACCUCGCCAGCGCCAUGGUCCGGAUUGUGAACCUGAUCGGUAUGAUGCUCCUGCUGUGCCACUGGGAUGGUUGUCUGCAGUUCCUGGUCCCCAUGCUGCAGGACUUCCCUCCUGACUGCUGGGUUUCCAAGAACCUGAUGGUGAAUGACACAUGGGGCGUGCAGUACUCCUAUGCUCUUUUCAAAGCCAUGAGCCACAUGUUGUGCAUCGGGUAUGGUGCACAGGCUCCAGAGGGGAUGACAGAUGUGUGGCUCACUAUGCUCAGUAUGAUCGUGGGCGCCACCUGCUACGCCAUGUUCAUUGGCCACGCCACCGCUCUCAUCCAAUCCCUGGACUCCUCCAGACGACAGUAUCAGGAAAAGGUGACACAUCGAUUUUCCCUCUUUAUGUUCAGUUCAUCAAAUCUNCGACAAAAGAUCCAUGAGUACUACGAACACCGCUUCCAGGGCAAGAUGUUUGACGAGGAGAACAUCCUCGGAGAACUCAGUGAGCCGCUCAAGGAGGAAAUCGUUAGCUUUAACUGCCGUAGCCUGGUGGCUAACAUGCCACUGUUUGCCAACGCUGACCCCAACUUUGUGACGGCCGUGUUGACCAAACUGCGCUUCGAGGUGUUUCAACCGGCCGACUUCAUCAUCCGCGAGGGCACGGUGGGACGGAAAAUGUACUUCAUUCAACACGGCAGAGUCAGCGUGCUGACACGGGGCAACAAGGAGACCAAGCUGAGCGACGGGUCGUACUUUGGAGAGAUCUGUCUGUUGACUCGUGGACGCAGGACGGCCAGCGUCCGUGCCGAUACCUACUGUCGCCUGUACUCUCUGAGCGUUGACAGCUUUAAUGAAGUCCUGGAGGAACAUCCCAUGAUGCGACGUGCCUUCGAGACUGUGGCCGUUGACCGGCUGGACCGUAUUGGCAGAAAGAACUCCAUGCUACUGCGGAAGUCCUCCCAGGGUGGCUCACUGGGGGGCAGCAUGGGCCGUGGUGGAGGUCGGGGAGGAGGCGGUCCAGGAGGAGGUCUUGCAGCAGGCAGUCUGGGUUCCUGUGACAGCAUGUUGGUCCAGCAGAUUGUCAAACACGACAGCAUGCCGGCCAUGCAGGAAGCCAUCGCUGCAGCAGCAGCAGGAAGAAGUGGAGUCAUGGGGGGCAGCGGCACGGUGUCCCCCCGGCCACGCCCCGUCAUCUGGGCCCCACUGGUCCACGCCCCUCUGCAGACGGCCGCAGCCACCAGUAACGUGGCCAUCGCCCUCAUGCACCAGCAGCAGCAGCAGCAGCUUCAGCAGUUGCAGCAGCAUGCACUCGGGGGGACGUUCUUCCUGCCCUCCCCUCUUGUUUCCCCCUCUCCAUCUUCCUCCUUCCCUCUGUCUCCCCCACGCCCUCCCGUGUUGCAGCCGCUCCGUCCCUCCGUGAGCUCCCUCAUUGGGAUGAUGACAUUGGGAGGAAUGGGAGGUUUGUCCCCCAGAGGAGGAUUUCCUGCCUCUCCGUCAACCAUGCCCCCUGCUGGCGGAAUAGCGUCCACGCCAGUCGCUAAAACACCACCAACUCCCGCCUCCUCUGUCCCGACGUCGGUUCAACAAGGUCGGAAUCACCAUUACAGCCUGCGUCUCCAGCCAGACCACCCUUCCUUGUUGACCGCUUCACUUGGAGCUCCAAUAGGGGGAGGACAACUGACUCACCCGCUGCACAAAGUGCCGGCCGCCAACCCAGCAGCCGGCGUUAGCUCUGCAGCAGAAGGCAACAGUUCCGCUUCGGGGCAGCAGGGGGCAAAAGAGGCUCUUUUACGUCACGGGGGAGCCAGCUCUCAGGGUCUCCCAGCCCUGGGCAGACUCACCCAGGAGGCCAGGUUACUGUCUGCCUCACAGCCCACUCUGCCGCACCGUUCGUGGGCUGCCGUGCAGCCUCACCCACCGCUCCAUCGAAAGGCCUCUGGUGGUAACUUGUUGGCAGCUCCUUUCCUUGCGGGUCAGUUAGCCAGGGGGGGCAGCGCCGGUCUGCUGACCUCAAACCCACCAGUACAACUGGUUACCAAUCAACCAAUCAACACAAAGGUGCAGGCUGCAGCCCACCUCUACCAGCCCACUGUGUCACAGCCUACAAACACAGCCCCUCAUCCUGCCCUUUUACCCACGGCCACCGCUGCCCAUUUGCCCCCAACGUCUUCACCUACUAAACAAACCCCGCUCUCCUCUGCUACCCCUUCACCCGCACGCACCCCCUCAUCUCCUACUCCCCACCUCCCCCAAACCCCUCGUCCCAAACCGGUCACCAUGACCCCCUCUCAGUCGUCCUCUCCCCCUCUCUGCUCCACCCCACCUCUGGCGGCCACCAGCCCUCUGUCUCUCUGCUCCACCCCUCGUCCAAAACCAGUGGCUACACCCUCACCGCGCUCUUCCUCUCCUUCCCCCUCUUCCACGCCCCCUCCUUCCUCUGUUUCCACCCCCGUACCACUACCACCCCCUUUUGCGUCAAAGUCCUCUUUUACCUCCUCUCCUCCAUCUUCUCUGGUCGCCUCCUCCCCUCCACAUCCCUCCAGCCCCCGACCUAAGGCCUCCAUCACACCUCCAUCAGCCUCUCCAUUGUCUGGUUUCAGCCCUGUCCCAACACCAACCCCUUCCCCGACCCCAACUCCUACACAGCCACCACGCAGCCGGACCUCCACCACCUCUCAGCUGCCCUCUCAAACUACCACGUAUGUGGCCUCCACGCAGACCCUCAACCCCACCCUGCCUCCCUCUUCAGUUACUGCCUCAUCAGCUCCCCCUCUCAGUAAGUCCCAGAGUCCAACGACCUGUCUACAGCCCCCGGUUAGAGCCCCCACCUCCGGCCAGUUCCCAAAACAGGCCACGCCCCUCACUUCAACCCAAUCGUCAGCCCCCGCCCCGGCGGCCGUUAGCAUUAGCUCUCCUGGUAAAAUGAAGUUUUCAGUUCAUCCUGUGAAACAACCUUUCCCUGUCCUCCCACCAAACCCCCCCUCAGAGUCUAGUCGCUCCACCAAACCAUCUCCACCCCCCCCCUCCCCUUCAUCAUCAUCAUCAUCUUCCAGCACGACUCCUCACUGCACCACCUCCUCAAUCACCUCCCCCCCUAACGUCACACCUACUUCUUCUCAUACCCCGAGGAAAAUGCCAACGACUACAGCUGCCGCUGCCCCUGAACUCAGCGCAGCUUCUGCCCCCACUCAGGCCCCCCAGGCGUCUUCUGCUACACCCACAGCUACACCUGCCAAUCCCACCUCCCCCAAAGGGGGGAAACAGGACUCUCAGUUAGAACUGACCAGAAAAGACUCAGAAGGACUGAGGCACAAACUGCCUGCCAACAUGUGAAAAAGGAGGUUUUACACAGGGUGGUCCGUCCAAUCACAGAGACCCUGGUGGUCCCACGUGGACUGGUGCAUUCACUCUGGAACAGGCAUGGGCAAACUACGACCCGUUUGGCUUUUUAAUCCGGGACACCAAAACUUUCCAAUU
Molecule: messenger RNA, 6595 nt
Organism: Cynoglossus semilaevis (tongue sole)
Lineage: Eukaryota; Metazoa; Chordata; Actinopteri; Pleuronectiformes; Cynoglossidae
Product: potassium/sodium hyperpolarization-activated cyclic nucleotide-gated channel 1
Exons: 9
Coding region: 1985-6451 (1488 amino acids)
Biological process (GO): regulation of membrane depolarization; sodium ion transmembrane transport; potassium ion transmembrane transport
Cellular component (GO): axon; membrane; HCN channel complex
Molecular function (GO): voltage-gated potassium channel activity
Source: RefSeq, a predicted model, not a curated record